This is a messenger RNA of Leptosia nina, 1398 nucleotides long. Lineage: Eukaryota; Metazoa; Arthropoda; Insecta; Lepidoptera; Pieridae. The record is from the annotation of a GenBank genome assembly.
AUGUCGUCAUUUAUAAAUCACAGGCACGAUAGCUCGGUAAACAUAGACGAAGCAAUAACGAAAGACAGUGUAACGUAUUAUAAAAUAGUGGUAAAAGUAAACUUCGUACAAUGGGAUGUGUGGCAUCGUUACAGUGACUUUGUAGAAUUACACGAUAAGCUUGUAAGCGAUUAUGGCGUCGUAAAAGACUUGCUUCCGCCGAAGAAGGUCAUCCGUAACAAGACUCCUAAGUUCAUAGAACAUCGCCGCGAAGGUUUGAACGAGUACCUCAAAAAUGUAUUCAGCCUCCUACAUGUGGACAUGCCAUAUGAAUUUGCUCACUUCCUUGACUUCCAUUUGUAUGACAUAUUCUUUUUACUACAAGAUUUAGCCAAAAAACUAUUUUUAGAAGGUGACAAGAUGUUGCAAAAUGAAAAGUCACAUAAGUUCACACCGUUGGAGCUUCAUGCAAUCAGUGAAAGAUUCAAGAUGGCCUGUCCAUCGAUGGAGAGACAGGAUCAAAUGUAUGACUUCAGCCACAUAUUGGAUUUCUGUUCCCAAAUUACCUCGCUCAGUGUUGAUGGGAGCUACCAGCAUCUUGGCACAAGCAAUAUAAUACCAAAUGACUUAAAGUUUGAUCUCAUACCUUUCAAGUCUCUGAUGGAUUUGAGGAUACUUGGUGUACCCAUGGGAUGUAUACAAAGUGUUGGCAGUCUUAGAGCUUCCCUGUGCACUCUGUCAGUUUUAACAGCAACUGUGCUAUCACUCAAUGAGUUUUUACUAGUUGAUGUGCUUCAUAAAGAUCCAUCCAGUAUCACAGAUUCUAUGAUUUGGAAAAAACUGACAAUUAUAAAUUUUUCAAGCAACAAUAUAAACAAAGUUGAUUGGGCAAUUCAACUCGUACCAAAGUUGCAACACCUAAAUCUCUCCUCAAAUAAGCUAAACGAACUGUGCGACAUAUCUUGCCUCCAUGAUCUACAAGUAUUGAAUUUGUCCAUGAAUAAUUUCUCCAUAUGUGAGAAUUGGCACGCCAAGAUUGGUAAUAUCGUUAAAAUUGAUCUAUCGCAAAACAAAGUCACAUCACUACAGGGUUUCUCAAGACUAUAUUCGUUAGAAAGUUUAGAUUUAAGCUGCAACGUGAUAACGGAUGUGGAAGAGGUGCAGCAUAUCUGCAAAUUGCCUUGCUUAGAAUAUCUGUGGCUAACGGCUAAUCCUGUGGCUUCGUCAAUAGACUACAGAGUGAAAGUCAUAGAGCAAUUUAACGCUAGAAUGUCUGAGAUAUGUCUGGACAACGAAAAGGCGUCGGAGAAGGAGCUGGACACCGCGCGAGUGCUGCAAGCGCUGAGGGUAGUUAAAGAAAGAAAAACUCCCAGCUUUUUGCAAAACAGCCACACCAGCCACAGCUUUCAUAAGAGUUGA